UCAAUUAGUAUUCACAAUAAAGCAUGUCUGUGGCACUUGGCUAUGUGUUUGAUUCAGGUGCAGGCUUGGUUCAACAGUCUUGUUCAUACUGAGUUCACGGCAGAGCAGCUAGAGGCAGAAAUGAGGGAGUGCAUCUCUGUGCACAUUGGCCAAGCAGGUGUCCAGAUGGGAAAUUCCUGCUGGGAGCUGUACUGCCUGGAACAUGGAUUCAGUCCUGACGGGACCGCCAGUGGCUCCCUUCCAAUAGAUUCCUCCUUUGGAACAUUUUUCAGUGAAACACAAGCGGGAAAGUACGUUCCCAGGGCUGUAUUUAUUGAUCUGGAACCAACAGUGGUGGAUGAAAUACGAACUGGAGCCUACCGUCAGCUGUACCAUCCAGAGCAGCUCAUAACUGGGAAAGAGGAUGCUGCCAAUAACUAUGCUCGAGGACACUACACCGUUGGGAAGGAGAUCAUUGAAUCUGUUUUGGACCGCAUGCGCAAGAUGUCUGACCAGUGCACGGGACUCCAGGGCUUUCUCAUCUUCCACAGUUUUGGAGGGGGAACUGGCUCGGGGUUCGCCUCUCUACUCAUGGAGCGCAUGUCUGUGGACUAUGGGAAGAAGUCCAAGCUGGAAUUCUCAGUGUACCCAGCUCCCCAGGUGUCCACAGCUGUGGUGGAGCCCUACAACUCCAUCCUGACCACCCACACCACCCUGGAGCACUCGGACUGUUCCUUUAUGGUUGAUAAUGAGGCUAUCUUCGACAUCUGCAUGCGCAACCUUGAUGUGGAACGCCCAUCCUACACCAACCUCAACCGCCUCGUUGCCCAGAUAAUUUCCUCCAUCACCGCGUCCUUGCGCUUUGAUGGGGCCCUUAACGUUGACCUCACAGAGUUCCAGACCAACCUGGUGCCCUACCCUCGUAUCCACUUCCCCCUGGUCACCUACUCUCCUAUAAUCUCUGCAGAGAAGGCCUACCAUGAGCAGCUCUCUGUGGCUGAAAUCACAAAUGCCUGUUUCGAACCCUCUAACCAGAUGGUGAAGUGCGACCCACGUCGAGGGAAGUACAUGGCCUGUUGCCUGCUGUACCGUGGCGACGUGGUGCCCAAAGAUGUCAAUGCCGCCAUUGCUAGCAUCAAGAAUCGCCGCUCAAUUCAGUUUGUGGACUGGUGUCCCACAGGCUUCAAGGUCGGCAUCAACUACCAGCCCCCCACCGUGGUUCCUGGUGGAGACCUGGCGAAGGUCCAGAGAGCCGUGUGCAUGCUGAGCAACACCACCGCCAUUGCCGAGGCCUGGUGCCGCCUAGACCACAAGUUUGACCUGAUGUACGCCAAGCGGGCUUUUGUGCACUGGUAUGUGGGGGAGGGCAUGGAGGAGGGAGAGUUCACAGAGGCCAGAGAAGAUAUGGCAGCACUGGAGAAGGACUAUGAGGAAGUUGGGAUGGAUUCUACAGAUUGUUGUGAGGAAGAGGAUGAGUACUGAAUUGUGUUUGUAUUAAUAAAUCUAAGCAUUAAA
This is a messenger RNA of Conger conger (European conger), 1494 nucleotides long. RefSeq names its product tubulin alpha-8 chain-like. NCBI's taxonomy places the organism in Eukaryota, Metazoa, Chordata, Actinopteri, Anguilliformes, Congridae. Gene Ontology annotation, biological process: microtubule cytoskeleton organization; mitotic cell cycle. The transcript has 4 exons. Bases 43 to 1461 code for a protein of 472 amino acids. Gene Ontology annotation, cellular component: cytoplasm; microtubule. Gene Ontology annotation, molecular function: GTP binding; structural constituent of cytoskeleton. The record is from RefSeq and is a predicted model, not a curated record.